Prinia subflava (tawny-flanked prinia) is the source of this 3716-nucleotide messenger RNA. It is a transcript of the gene WSCD1, whose product is annotated as WSC domain containing 1. NCBI's taxonomy places the organism in Eukaryota, Metazoa, Chordata, Aves, Passeriformes, Cisticolidae. The coding region runs from base 1005 to 2732 and encodes 575 amino acids. The transcript is spliced from 9 exons. The record is from RefSeq and is a predicted model, not a curated record. Gene Ontology annotation, molecular function: sulfotransferase activity.
GAAGCAGCAGCAGAAUGGAGCUGGAACAUGCAGGGAAGGUGGCAGCACAGGCACUCCUGAGGACACCAGCAACUGCCUUUCAGCUCUUACGUUUAUAAAUAAUUUAUUUCCAGCCACCUGUGCCCAGAAUAACAAUUUUCUGCCUGAAAUCUCUAAGCUGGUGCCGGGAGGCCGUCAAGGACUCGCUUUCCCGGGACCCUCUCGACGUGUUGGGAAGGGGUCCUGGUCUCCAGAGGGGCAGCUCUGAAGGGAUGUGCCCCUAGUGGGAAGAGGCACGAGAUACAAACACGGAGCAUCCGUUCAGCUGAUCGCAUUAGGGCUUCUCGCUGCUGCUGCCGCCACUCAGCUCUCUGCCGAUGCAGCCAUCCGUGCGUUUGGACAAACACUCAGGCAGAGGGAAUGGGUAGGUCUGGAAACGUCGGCAGCUGCAGAAGGCUGCAGAGCUCUGCUGUGAAGCAGCCUUAGAGGAGAGGCUGUUUCCCCGGGCAGGGGAGCGUUAUGAAACGCGAGCGCUCUGGCUGUGCUUGAGGAUUUUGGCAGCGCAGCGCGGAGGCUGCUUCCAUCCUGCCCGUUGGCGCAGGAGGCCAUGGAGCGGCUCCCUCCCGCCGCCUCCCGCAGGGCGCAGGACCCCGGCGCCCCGGCCCGCUGAGCCGCAGGGACCCCGGCCAACAGCAGGGACUCCGGCGAGCCGCAGCGACCUCGGAGAGCCGCAGAGACCACUCGAGGGACUGGGCGGCAGCGGUUCCAGCAUUGGCUGUUUGGCAGCUCAGCAGGACACAAUGAAGGUAUCACCCCAGGAGCCCACGGAGCCCCUGGGCCACCCAGGCGCCUGAGGCUGGCAGCAGUGCCACACCAGGCUGGUCUCUGCAGCUGGCUGGGAAGAAGAUUUUCUUCAGGAGAAGGCACUGAUGUGAUGGGCUGAACUUAUGGAAGGAAUGAGUGUCUGGCCAGGCGGAGAUUCGGAGGCUGGUUGGGAAGCGUGAAGGGCCAGUUUCAGUAAGGGCAUGGCCAAAGCUUUCUUCAGACUACAGAAGUUUCUUCGUCGGACCCAGUUUCUGCUCUUUUUCCUCACAGCAGCUUACCUGAUGGCUGGCAGCCUCUUGCUACUGCAGCGGACCCGCUUGGUUAUCCAGCAAGGUUCACGUGGGACCCCCACUAACCAGGCCCUGCCGGUGCCAGAGGAGAUGAGCAGGGUUGGGCUCCUUGACCCCAGGACCCUGCAGAGCCCCGGCCCCAGGCUGCUGGUGCGCAUGGAUGCGCUGCAGGAGCCAGCCCUGGACCAGCGGCACAGCCCGCACUGGCUCACGUCCCGCAACUUGGAGCUCAGGCAGCUGAGGAGAAGGUGGUUUCACAGGUUCACCAGCGACCAGGAGCCCCUGCAGACAGCAGGAUUUAAAGCAAUGAAGCACACUGCUGAGCACAAAGGCACCUACAUGGGCUGCUUCACUCACGAUUCGAGGGAGAGGACACUGAAGGGAGCUGUCUUUUAUGAUUUAAGAAAAAUGACAGUAGCUCACUGUCAGGAAGCUUGUGCUGAGAGGGCUUACAGCUACGCGGGCCUGGCAUACGGAGCAGAGUGCUACUGUGGGAACACGCUGCCAGCUGCUGCUGCCAAGCCCGAGGAGUGCAACAUCGAGUGCAAGGGCAAGAAGGGCUCUGUGUGCGGAGGGGUGAACCGCCUCUCGGUCUACAGCGUGGAGGAGCUGCGGGCAGGAGCCAGGAGAAGGAGGAAUGUUAUCUAUCGAGGAUGUUUUAGAGCUCCAGAAAAUUUAACAGACACCUUUCCAGCCUCUUUGAUACAGCCCAAUUUGACGGUGGAGAUGUGCUCUGAAUUUUGCUCCAAGAAAGAGUUCCCGUUGGCAGUGAUCCGAGGGCAGGAAUGCUACUGUGGAUACCCCACCGGGCGGUUCUCGCUGCGCGAGGGCUCGGACGGGCUGCGCUGCAGCGGGACCCGCAACAGCAGCAGCGCUGCUGGGGGAGAGCACUGCCUGGUCUAUCAGACACCUGUGCAAGACACCCGCUGCACGGACAGGAAAUUCUUAACCACCAAAUCCAAAGUGUUUGUUGCUUUGUCAAGCUUUCCUGGGGCUGGGAAUACGUGGGCACGCCAUCUGAUAGAGCAUGCCACAGGAUACUACACAGGAAGUUAUUACUUCGAUGGAGCUCUCUACAACAAAGGUUUUAAAGGAGAAAAAGACCACUGGAGAAGUAGAAGGACCAUCUGUGUGAAAACGCAUGAAAGUGGCAAGACUGAGAUUGAAAUGUUUGACUCGGCAAUCCUGUUGAUAAGGAACCCAUACAAAUCACUGAUGGCAGAGUUCAACAGAAAAUACGCUGGGCACCUGGGCUAUGCCACCGACCGCAACUGGAAGAGCAAAGAGUGGCCGGAUUUUGUGAAGAGUUAUGCCUCCUGGUGGGCCUCCCAUGUCCUGGAGUGGCUGAAGUAUGGGAAGCGCCUGCUCGUUGUCCAUUAUGAGGACCUGAAGCAGAGCCUCAUCCCCAAGCUGAAGGAGAUGGUGGAGUUUCUGAAUGUGACAGUGACAGAGGACCGGCUGCUCUGCGUGGAGAACAACAGGGACGGGAAUUUCAAGCGGUCUGGUGCUAAGCAAAAGAAUUUUGAGCCAUUCACCCAGGAAAUGAAAGAUCUUAUCAACAGAUACAUCCUGACAGUGGAUGAAGCCCUAAGAGGAAGAAACUUCUCAGGGUUGCCUAGGGAAUAUGUGCCAAGAUGAUAGGCUGGUAUCACACUGCUGUGGCUAAAAAUGGUUUUUUCUUAAACAAGCAAACAAACAAACAAACAAACAAAAAACCAGAAAAAAACAGAAAAAAAAAAACCACAAACAAACAAACGAGAUGAAAAGGAAAAAAAAAAAUCAGACCUCUUUAGUAGUUCUGGCAAAGAUACUUGUGGAGGCUGCAGAGCAGUGCAGCAGUUGGGAACGCCUGGGUUUUGUCAGCCCCAAACAGCCCCAAACCUGGCUCCAGGGGCAUGGAGGAGACCCCAGAGGGGUGGCAGAAAAGGGAAUGCCACCUGUGCUAUGUUUCUGCACCUCCAUCUCUUCACCUGGAGAGUCACAGUGGGUCUGGGGGGUCACCACGGCCAAAUGUCAUCACAGUCAGUGCUCUUGGUUCUAGAAAUGGCCAUGGUGAGGCCAGACUGAUGUCAGCUGGGAACACCUGGAGAAUAGGGGCAAAGGGGUGAAGCCAAAUCCUUCUGGCCCCAGCAGGGGUAGGAUCACACCUCCUACCUCACCCCUGAAUCCCUGGAGGAACUCCAAGGCAGUCCAACCUGGAAAACCAUGGAUACUUAGAGCUGCCCUCUGAAGCUCCCUCCAGCAGCCAUGCAGGUUUGAUUUUUAACUCCUGCAGUCAUCUGAAACUUGUCUGACCCUGCAGGGAGCCCAUGUGCAGUGCGGAGAGAACAGGGGCACACGGGGCUGUCAGUGCAGCUGCCCCCAUGAUCCUGGGCCACUGGGAAGCUUGGAGGUGGUUAAACCCUGUGGCCAAAGGGGCUGCCCUGCUGCAAGAUGCUUCUGUUCAGUGAAAUAAAGGAUUUCUUAAAAUUUGAGUGAAAAUACUAAUUUUAAUUAAAACAAGUUUAUAUAAAGGGAGCUGAACUUUCUCUACUUGUGUACCAUUGGUGCUUUAAAAACAAUGCAGGACAUGGAGUACACUUCAACCUGAAUCUCUUCCUGUUUACACCCCACACAUGGCUC